UGGUGUACAAAACACGGAAUGACCUCUCUUGCUAGUUAGCUACCCUGCCUGACAAAUGUAGCACAGCUACAUUUCCUGGACAGAGUAAAUGGAUCAAAGUAAACAACAAGAGGACGACUAUGGCUACAAUUUAUUCCCAGAGAGGAACGCGUCCAAGUUCAAGAAGGACUCGAUAGCACAGAGCCUGUUCACGUUUAACCACAAGUGUCAGGUCAUGCUCCACCUUGCAAUGGAAACAAGUCCAUACGCCAAGCUUUUGAUGGGCGCAAUGAAGAAUUCAGGCUGCCAGGUGUUCAAAGAUCGACAUUUCUCCUGUGAAGACUGUGAUGGAACAGUCAGUGGAGGAUUCGAUGCAACGUCGUCGCAGAUAGUCCUGUGCCAGAACAACAUACACCAGCAGGCCCAUAUGAACAGGGUGGUGACCCACGAGCUCAUUCACGCCUUUGACCACUGCCGAGCACACGUGGACUGGUUCAAUAAUUUCAAACACCUGGCUUGCUCAGAGAUCAGAGCUGCUAAUCUUAGCGGGGAUUGCUCUUUUUCCAAUGAGCUGUCCAGAUUCAACUUUGGCCUUAAACAGCACCACCAGGAGUGUGUUCGGGGUAGAGCGCUGCGUUCCAUCCUGGCGGUGCGUAAAGUGAGUCGUGAGGAUGCAGAGAAAGUACUGGACGAGGUCUUCGAAAGCUGCUUCAACGACCACGCCCCUUUUGGACGCAUCCCGCACAGUAAGCGUGACGCCAAGUUCGCCUAUCGAGACUUCGAGAGCCGUGACCGCUACCACGCCAACUUAUAAUCCACAAUGCUGUACGACCUAAAGUCAAUGGACUUGAUUAGCUGACCAUCAGCUAUUAUUGUAUACGUGGUGCUUUUGUACAAGAUGGCUGGACAGGAUGUGCAUGGAAUUAGCCGCCCUGCUAACCAAAGGAGAGACCGUUUAUCGUGUAAAGCUGUGUUGAGGGAGAACUACAUUGCAUAGCAUAGCAUCCUCUGCAGUGGAGGGAGCAAGUCAGUGAGGUAAUUUAUCUUCUUUUAAAAUCCAUAAAAAUGUUAAAGAAUCUUCUUUUAAGCAAAAAUGCACAGUAAAAUUCUGAGUUUUGCUGUGCUGAAUUAAAAAAGGGACAGUGGAAUGUUGGAAGGAUAGGUGGUUAUAAUAAUCAGUUAUGGUUCUAAAGAUUUAUUGGUAUCAAUUUUCAUUUUUUUAACAUGAGUAAAUGCAUUCAAGGAACCACAUCCAUCUGACACACAGACAGUGGCAAUGGUAACAGUUCACCUUACGAAAGUGACACUUGUGGACGUAACAUUUCAAAGUCGAGGAUGAGUUGUGAUCAGUGUUCGUCGGGCCCAGUGAUAUGUAUGAGAUGAAGUAUUUAAUUCAGCACAGUCUCUGAUUGGUCCACUUGGACAGGAUACGAUUGAAUACAGUCUCUGAUUGAACCACGUAGACAGGAAGGUAAAUGCAACCUACCCUGAGGAUGUGUUUUUGGCCACGUUUGUGAUGCCGCAUGCUGCACAAUCCUGUGCAGUGCACAUGCGCACUAACCAAUUACAAUGCAUCCUAGUUAGUGAUUUCCAAAUUUGUGCGGCAUGGGGCAUCACGAAUUUGCCCUUUUACUCUCCUCAGUUUCAAUCUCUUGCUGUACGUUCUUGACUGAAGAGAAAAGUGUUGUAAGAGCAGGCCAUUUUAUAUUGUCAACAAGUGUUGAAAUAAAAUGGAUUCCUAUUAA
Molecule: messenger RNA, 1724 nt
Organism: Engraulis encrasicolus (European anchovy)
Lineage: Eukaryota; Metazoa; Chordata; Actinopteri; Clupeiformes; Engraulidae
Gene: atp23
Product: ATP23 metallopeptidase and ATP synthase assembly factor homolog
Exons: 6
Coding region: 89-793 (234 amino acids)
Biological process (GO): mitochondrial protein processing; mitochondrial proton-transporting ATP synthase complex assembly
Molecular function (GO): metalloendopeptidase activity
Source: RefSeq, a predicted model, not a curated record